Molecule: messenger RNA, 2481 nt
Organism: Poecilia reticulata (guppy)
Lineage: Eukaryota; Metazoa; Chordata; Actinopteri; Cyprinodontiformes; Poeciliidae
Source: RefSeq, a predicted model, not a curated record
AUGGCAGCUCUAACAACAAUUCACAAAGUUUUCGCUUUGACUUUAGCAGUUUGUGUGGAUCUUUCUUUAUUUUACGCAUCAGGAUUUGCUGGGAUUCACAGCGUUUUGGGGCAUUUUGCGCAUCUCUGGCUUUCAGCAGCUCUACGAUGGUCAGCAGUAACUAUUACAACUCUGCUGGUUCUGGGAGACCCGAGCCCGCUGCUGAUCCGGUUCAUAACAGCCUACAGUCUGCUUCCAGCGGUGUAUGAGACCGGAACCAGGGUUCUGUACCGGGAGGAGAGCCCAUGUGGGCCGGUGGCGGAUAUUCGCUGCUGGCUGAUGUUCGCCGGAGCUUCGCUCGGAGCGGCGCUGUUCUGGGAGAUCACCAUCCCGGACAGCGACGAGGAGGCUGGGAGUAAAGCCCAGAAACAGAAGUCCAGGGUUCUGUUCAUGAGGGUUGUCCAUCUGUACAGACCUGAUUAUUCCAAACUGUUCGGAGGCGUUGUGUUCCUGUCACUGGCAGUUAUCUGUGAGAUGUUCAUCCCAUUCUACACAGGAAGAGUCAUUGACAUCCUCGGCAGUGACUACCAACAGACUCAAUUCUUCACAGCUCUCCUCUUUAUGGGCCUGUACUCUGUAGGAAGUUCUGUGAGUGCUGGCUGCAGAGGGGGUAUAUUACUUUGUGCCAUCAGCUCGUUUACAUGCAGAAUCAAAGUGAAGCUGUUUGAAGCUUUGACCAAGCAGGAGAUUGGAUUCUUUGAAACUGUAAAAACAGGUGAAAUCACAUCCAGGUUGUCUAAAGACACAACUCUGACAGGAAGGACAGUUUGUCUGAAUGUCAACGUGAUGCUGAGGACAUUUAUCAAGACGAUGGGAAUGAUCUCCCUGAUGAUGAGUCUGUCGUGGAAGCUCACAUUCCUUGUAUUGAUGGAAACACCUAUAACCGGUCUCAUACAGAACUUGUAUGACACUCACUAUCAGAGGUUGUUUCAGGAAAUGCAGGACUCAAUGGCUCGAACAAAUGACUCCGCAAAUGAGGUUGUCUUUGGCAUCCGUGUGGUUCGAAGUUUCAACACAGAAAAGCAUGAAGCUGAUCGCUAUGAUAAACGAUUAUUGGAAACACACUCACUAAAGAUUCGACGGGACACUGUGAGAGCUAUUUAUCUGCUCGGAAGGAGGUUGACAGGUUUGGGAAUGCAGGUCUUCAUUUUGUACUAUGGCAGACUCUUCAUCCAAAUGGGACAGAUGACCACUGGGAACCUGGUUUCCUUCAUUAUCUACCAGUCAGACCUAGGAAACAACAUUAGGACUCUUACUUACAUCUUUGGUGACAUGCUGAACUCGGUGAUGGCUGCUGGGAAAGUGUUUGAGUACAUAGACCGGAAACCUCAAAUCAGCACAGACGGAAAACUGAAACCGGAUCAGUUGGAAGGACGGAUCAACUACUGUAGUCUGAACUUCGCUUAUCCUUCAAACCCUGGGAAAACUGUACUGCAGGACUUUAGCCUGGAGCUGAAGCCAGGCCAGGUGACCGCUCUGGUUGGUCCAUCUGGAGAAGGAAAAAGCACCUGCGUGAGUCUCUUACAGCGAUUAUAUGAACCUCAAGACGGAGAAAUAUUACUGGAUGGAGAACCACUGAAAUCCUACGAUCACCACUUCUUCCACAAAAAGAUAGCAGUGGUGAGCCAGGAGCCUGUUCUGUUCUCUGGAUCCAUCAGAGAUAACAUCACCUACGGACUCAGUGACUGCUCACAAGAGAAGAUCGAGGAAGCAGCACACAAAGCCAACGCCCACGAUUUCAUUCACCAACUAGAGAAAGGCUACGACGCAGAGGUGGGUGAGAGCGGCGGCCAGUUGUCUAAGAGUGAGAGGCAGCGGAUCGGCAUCGCCAGAGCUCUGGUCAGAGAUCCAAAAAUCAUCAUUCUGGAUGAAAUAACCAGCUCUCUGGAUGUUGAGAGUGAAAACAAGGUUCUCCAGGGCCUGGCCAGCUGCCCCAACCAGACCCUGCUGGUAAUCGCUCACAGACUGAAAACCAUUGAAAAGGCGGAUCAGAUUGUUGUGGUUAAAGGAGGUAAAGUGGAGGAGAAAGGGACCCACCAGGAGCUCAUGGAGCAGCAGGGAAGUUACAAUAAACUGAUAAAUGAGCUGUUUGAUUAGGCAAACUCACCAUAACUGCUGUAAAUUAUUUCUACUGAAACUGCAACCUAAUAUCAAGUGAAAGAAGUGUUUUCUAUGCCUGCCGUAUAAUAUUUUUGUAUAUAGUGAGUUUAGAUAGUUUUGUACAGAUAUUAAAGAUGUUUUUAAAACUUUUUAUUUAUUUUAAGGAUGGUAUAAUCAUGAAAUGAAAGUGUCUUUUGUCAGAUCUAUGUUCAUGAUCUAAUUUUCUGAUUCAUGUUCUGAUAAUUUAUUGACCCAACAGGUGAAUGUUGUUGCUAUAAAUCAUUGUUUAUAAUCAGAAUGGCCAAAGGUUGCUUUGUGGUUGGUACAUCUCAAAUAAAAGAU